GCCUGGGUCUCGGUGGUUUUCCAGCUAUGGACGAAGCCCACCGGCAGGUCCUGCGGCGGUGCCGGCUGCAACUGGUCCGCGAGCUGCAGGUGGACUUGCUCUGGGAUCACCUGCUGGACCGCGAUCUCUUCACGCGGGACAUGAUCGAGGACAUCCAGCGCGCAGGCUCUGGGUCACGGCGUGAUCAGGCCAGACAGCUGAUCACAGAUCUAGAGACCCGAGGGAGCCGGGCCCUUCCUUUGUUCAUCUCCUGCCUAGAGGACGCAGGCCAGGAUGCUUUGGCUUCACUCAUGAGAACAAGUUGCCAAACAGCAAAGCAAGAUCUGGAGGUCAUCAGGCCCCUGGACAUUGAGCCUGCGGUGCUCUCACCAAGGGACCUCAGACCGGUGGUGUCCAGGCCAAUAGACAUUAGUCCUCCAGGAUUCAGUAAUGUCCGUACCCUGGAGACAUGGAAGGGAAAUGCUGACUUGGCGUACAUCCUGAAGGCGGACCCCUGCGGCCACUGCCUCAUCAUCAACAAUGUGAAUUUCCAUCCCGAGUCGAAGCUCAGCACCCGCAAGGGCUCCAACAUCGACUGUGAGAAGCUGCAGAGGCGCUUCGGCCUGCUGCACUUCAUGGUGGAGGUGAAGAGCGACCUCACUGCCAAGCAAAUAGACCGGGCUUUGAUGCAGCUGGCGAAGCAGGACCACAGUGCUCUGGACUGCUGCGUGGUGGUCAUCCUCUCUCACGGCUGCCAGGCCAGUCACCGCCAGUUCCCAGGGGCUGUUUACGGUGCAGACGGCUGUCCUGUGUCUGUCGAGAGAAUUGUGAACAUCCUCAAUGGAGCCGGCUGCCCCAGCUUGGGAGGGAAGCCCAAGCUCUUCUUCAUCCAGGCCUGCGGUGGGGAGCAGAAAGACCACGGGUUUUCGGUGGCCUCCGUGCCCCACAAAGACAGAGCCCCUGAGGACGACUCCGAGUCGGACGCUGCUCCCUUCCAGGACGGCCUGGGGCCUUUUGACCAGACGGACGCUGUGGCCAGCUUGCCCACCCCCAGUGACAUCUUCGUGUCCUACUCCACCUUUCCAGGUUUUGUCUCCUGGCGGGACACCAACAGCGGCUCCUGGUACGUGGAGACCCUGGAUCGCGUCUUGGAGCAGUGGGCUCACUCUGAAGACCUGCAGACCCUCCUGCUCAGGGUCGCUGAUGCUGUUUCGGAGAAAGGGGUUUUCAAGCAGAUGCCCGGCUGCUUUAACUUCCUGCGCAAAAAACUUUUCUUUAAAACAUAAAGACGCCGGGCUGCGCCCCCUGCCUGUUACCCCUAAACCUCCCUGCGCCAGGUGGGGGGCGGGGCUGCUUUUUCUCCAGUGAACCCAGACUGGCUCUUAGCAGCGGCCACACUGGGGACAAAUGACAUCACAGAAGAAGAGCUGCAGCCAUCACGGCCAUCGUGGCCCUUCCCCGUGUCUGGGCCGUCGGUGCAGUGGCUUGCGGCUCCAGCUGCCCAGCCUUGCCCUGUGGACAUCUGGGGCAGGUAAUCCUUGCGGUGGGGGCCACUCCUCAGGCUGGCUGAUAUUUGGCAGCGCCCUUGGCUUCAACCCACUAAUGCCAGUAGGUGGCCCCCCAGAAGGUCUUGGGUUAUUGCCGCAUGUCCUCCUGCAGGACACCUCCCCCGCCCCCAACUUUUUCAGAACCCCUGAUUACAGGAAAUUCUGGCUACAACCAGCAUCUUUCCUAGCAAGUUUGGAGCGACUAGAGUCUGCGGGCUGAAAUCUGUGAAUCCUACAUGAAUUUUUACGUUAUUAAUUUUGCCAGUAUUGCGGUAUUUAAAAAAUACGUCGUAGGCAAA
Messenger RNA from Condylura cristata (star-nosed mole), 1825 nucleotides. It is a transcript of the gene CASP9, whose product is annotated as caspase 9, apoptosis-related cysteine peptidase. Bases 27 to 1265 code for a protein of 412 amino acids. Gene Ontology annotation, molecular function: cysteine-type endopeptidase activity. NCBI's taxonomy places the organism in Eukaryota, Metazoa, Chordata, Mammalia, Eulipotyphla, Talpidae. Gene Ontology annotation, biological process: proteolysis; regulation of apoptotic process. The record is from RefSeq and is a predicted model, not a curated record. The transcript is spliced from 9 exons.